Messenger RNA from Acaromyces ingoldii, 3823 nucleotides. RefSeq lists its product as hypothetical. The transcript is spliced from 4 exons. Lineage: Eukaryota; Fungi; Basidiomycota; Exobasidiomycetes; Exobasidiales; Cryptobasidiaceae. The record is from RefSeq and is a predicted model, not a curated record. Bases 99 to 3695 code for a protein of 1198 amino acids.
GGGACGUGGGACAACUUUCCUCCGGCGAGGGAGGCAUAUGGGACUCUGACGAGGUGCGCUGCGCAGAGGUGCCCCGUAGUGGUGACUGGUGACAGCUGAUGCGAUGUACUUCCAACAUGAAGGCACAACUCCAGGAAGACAAUUUCCAGAAAAGGAGGUCCGAGCCGCAUGAGUCAUACGCACCUAAAUACCGCCAGAAAGCCUCCACUUGCGCAGUGAACGAGAAGGCCAAGUUGUAUGCAAGCGAAGACAGUCUGGAACAUCAGCACGAAACAGGCUUCGGCAUCUCUUUCGAGCGCGAGGAAGCAAGCGAUGCAAACGCAAUCGACCGACGUGAGCAGUACCUCGCGGAGGGAGACGGUUUUGCAACAACGCUCCAGAAGAGGAGCCCCUUCAAGACAAGCGUCUGGACCCAAUUCUCCCACUCGCUUAGCAAGCACCCUUACAGGUUCACAGCACUGUACGCUUCGACCCUCACUUUGAGCAACUUUGCCAUUGCCUCAGCCAUGUGGGAUCAGAGGAGGGAAAAGACCCAGCUCGUUGAAUUCGGACAGCACGUCGAGGAAAACAAGAAGAUCGGGAGCGGCCUUGUUCGCCGUUCGCUCGAAUCCGACGAAGGUGACGAAAAGCAUGACAAUUCCAAAGUGGGAAGUGCACUUGAUUCUGUCGACCUUUCUUCUGGACUGGAGAAGAGGGAUGGUAACUUGCCACCCCCCGGCGGCAGUGUAAGUCCGAAGGUGCCCAUGUUGACAAAGCUUUUUGCGAAGACGAAGAACGGGGUCUCGAAGCUCAGGAUGAAGACUACCACAACCCUUGUGAAGCAUCCAAAGUCGGGAAUCGGGGCUGCUGUCGUCGGAGGUGCAGCGUUGGGCAUUGGAGCGUACAAGGGGGCACAGUACAUGAACAAAGACAAGAGCUGGAGACUGCUACAUCCUAGCACUUGGUCGUUACCCUGGAAGAGCAGCAAGGUUGCCCCCUCGACGAGUGCAAAGAAAGGCGGCGAGGAGAAUUUGAACAGCGUUGACGGGACGGUCGACCCAGUCAAGGGAGUCAGCGGCAACUCAGAAGCCUAUCAGUCUUUUAAACACUCCGAAAAGGCGGAGCUUCAAGGCUCUCCGAAAUCCUUGAAACCUGAAAACCCAAUCGAUCCGACGACGCGAGAGCAUGAAGAUGAUGUGAAAGCAAAAACUACCAUCGAUGAUGAGAGCGGCGAUCGUCUUCAGCGCCGCUCCCCUUUGCCCGAUGGCUUUGAGAAAACAUCGGUCGAAAGCAUCGACGAGGGAGAUUCACUGGCCGAGAAGAGGGAGAGCACGGGAGAGUCUGUGGGAUCCGCCGACGAGAUGAAUCACUUUGCCAAGCGUGGUGCAGAGGAGAUUACCAUUCCUCUCCUCGACAAGCUGGAAAUCCUGGAUAACCGAGCUCGUGGAAGCAGCCAAAAGGCAGGAAGUGUCAAUCCUGGUAGCAAAGAUGCGGAGCAAGUCAAGAUGAAGGGAGAUACAGCCGAUCCACUGCAAGCCCCUGCCGAGGAGAUUGGCAAAGCCUUUUAUCUCCACAAGUCCGGAACAACACUCAUGCCUCAUUACAAGAGGCGCUCUGACGAAGAAGAGGCGCUUCUGGCCGUGGCCGAACUGUCGAAGAGGACUCCCUUCGGUGGCGAGGAGUUGCUUGCUUCGACUUACUUGCCCGAUCCUUCCACAGCAGCCGUUGCUCUGCUCCCUGCCCUUGAUGACAUCAUCGAAGAAAAACAAAAGUACGCUGUCGUCCUUGAGUACGCCAUGAUGACCAGCAAAGGUGACUCUGGCGAGUCAAACGUCUUCGAAGCUGCCAAAGAGCUCGACGUCUGCCCUUACACCGUCCCAUCCGACCACGCCCCCCAGUCGAUGUCGACGUCGACGUCGACAAGCAGUGCGACGAAGGAGGAAAAGGUCCUCUGGGAGAAUGUCGAGGAGGUCCAAACACGCACAAAGUUCCUUUGUUUGGUUCUCGCUAUGGUACUGUUGCUUGCGUCCAUCAUUGCCACCAUUCGGUUCGUCCGCAGCCAUGCUCACAUUGCCGGGAGCAGAGUCGUCUGCAUCUGCCGUCGCUGUGUCGCUCGCCAGCAGCAGCAGAACAAGCUGCAACCCACCAAGGAUCUCCCCGUGUACUCUGACUCGCGCGAUCCGGAGACGAGCGCCAAAUGGGAGCGCGAGACCAUCUACAUCGAUACUGCCACGUCACAACACAACCAACGCCGCUGCCGCACCGGUCUGAAAUGGAUGGCCCUCGUAUUUGCGACCCUCGUUGCCACAGUCCUCACCACUGCCGCUCUGUCGAUGCAUAGCGGCAGUAAAGGAAUCAAUCCCGUCGUCGACCAUGUCCGUGGCCUGUCAAACUCGCACAUCCACCCGAGUCUGAACAAGAAUCGGCGCGGAGACGUAUUACUGGCCAAGCGCGGACGUAACACCGAAGAGAAUGGUUCAUCUUGGCUUCCGGAUUCUCGUAAGGCUGAUGGUCACCUCACUGAAUGGGACGAGCCGGACUUUCAUGAAGAACGGCCUCACUCCAAAGACACCGCUGGACACAGCUCUCCGACCCGCGCAGGCAAAGGGGACGGGACCUUCCUAGAAGACGACUUCCACCGCACCGCUGAAGCCACUCCGAAACGGAAGCUCGAUCGGGCCAGUUCCGCCCCUCCAUUCAAUGUCGAAAAGGUUUCUCCCCCCAUCUCACCCAUGCGCAAGCAGAUGACCAAAUCCGAUUCCUUUUUCAACCGAGAAAGCGAAGGCUAUGAGAGUGAGCGAGCCUCUCAGCCGCACGUCGCCGCCGAACACGGACAUGGAUACCACUCUAGAGCCUCUGUCAGUGCCGAGCACCCAUUGUUUUAUGGCACCGAAGCCGACCUGAAACACUACAAUGCCGCCAGACCUGGGCGUCAGACAAUGGAGUAUCAGCACGGUAUGCCAUCGCCUACAGAACCCAGCCAGGUCCAGUCGCACAUCGAAUCCCAUGCCCACAAUGCUAUGGUGCCCAUUCAUCCGGGUAUGACUGAAAAUCCUUAUCAUCGUGCUAUGGUCACCAGACCAGGUGGAGAACUCGCUUUCGGCGAUCCUAAUGGUCCAGUAAUAGAGGAGAUACGGCCCCGGACCGAUCAGAAUGUCGGGUCGCAGCGCCAGCGCAAAGUGCAGGACGAGUCCAUAGUGAUGGUUGAGAACGAGCCUCACAGGGUGCGUCACGGCGACGCUCAUGGCGACGCUCAGGGCGACCUUCAUGGCGACCCUCAUGGCGGCCCUAAUGGCAAUCCCCACGGCGACACUCAUGGCGACACUCAUGGCGACACCCAUGGCGAAACCCAUGGCGGCCCUAAUAAAAAGCCUCCUGGAGGGCACGGCGAACCCCACCCUCAGCCCCACGUCAAGACAGGCGCAAAGGCCGAACCAGCCGCUCACAAGCCGGGCAUGACUGCGUGGACGCGUGAAAAGAUGACAAAGAGUCCAGGUAAAACGAUGGCGGCAGCAGCCGCUCUUGGUGGCCUCGCCGUCGGCGGUUAUAGCCUCCUUAACAACUUUGGACUGCCCUGGCUCAACAAGAUGGGCCUGACUGGAUCAAAGAAGGAGCAGAGCAAUGGUGCACCGGGCGUCGAUGGUCGUUGGAACACCCGUCGCCCGCCAAGCAAGCUUUUCAGCAGCAAGGCCCAAGCUGUCCCGGCUGCUGCUUGAUCACCUGGGAGUGCGACUGUCCCCUGCGCAGCGGUCCCUUUUCUUUUCUGUUCUCUUCCUUUCCUUUUCCCGAUUUCAUCACUGUCACUUUUUCACCCGUUCCCUUCUCGCCGCCCGUUCCGAAGAAG